Molecule: messenger RNA, 1991 nt
Organism: Scylla paramamosain (green mud crab)
Lineage: Eukaryota; Metazoa; Arthropoda; Malacostraca; Decapoda; Portunidae
Exons: 7
Coding region: 52-1047 (331 amino acids)
Cellular component (GO): membrane
Molecular function (GO): ligand-gated monoatomic ion channel activity
Source: RefSeq, a predicted model, not a curated record
GGAAUGAAGUCGCUGUUACGGUGAUGUUAUUCUCCUUCCGCCAGCCGCAACAUGAGGUUGACGGCGCUGUUGCAUGUUUGGUUCUUCUCGUGUUCCUGCGUCACACUGGUGCCUGCAAUUCGCCUGGAACCCACGGAGGACGGCUGGGAGGCAGACGCGGCCACGUUGGUGAAGGAUGUCCUGCUUGUGUCAUCGAAAAGCGACGCCUCUCUCGUCAUUAUUGCCGGAAAAGGCUUCUCGAGGGAAGUCAGAAGGUUCCUAGGAGCUUCGCGGAGCGUAGUGGUGUUUGAGGCUGCCAGGAAUGGCUCGCGGCUCGCCCAAGUGAUCACGCGCGCCCGCCAGGUGCGGUUGGCGUCGUGGAUGGUCGUGGUGGUGGUGGUGAGUGAUGACCCAGUCUUCUUGGCCGCCUUCGCCCAACAGGCCCGUGAGGGUCGCCUGCUGGUGUGGGCCACGAGGCUCAUUGUGGUGAGCCGUCGCGCUCCGCACCGCCUUCACCCUCUCCACCAAAUUCUCGCCCUUACCAAUUCCCUCCUGCUGCUGGUGGAUGGGGCGCCGGGGGUGAACAGCGCUGGUGGGUGGGUGGUGCUGCCAUACCAACGACCUGGCGUCGUCCCGCUGCGUGUUGCCUCCUGGACGGCUGGGGGUAAUCUUUCAUUGCAUCGGCCACUCUUCUGGGACAAAUUUAGCAAAAUGUCUGGAGAGGCAGAGUUGAUGGUAGCGAUGGAGCGGAACCACAGACAUUUAAUGAAAGAAGAACCAGACCCGACAGCUCCUGACGGUGUGAGGGUGCAGUUCAAGGGAUUCAUGGUCACUGUCCUCGACUAUUUGGCGCAGGGAGUUAAUUUCUCGUAUACGUUCCGGAGGCCACCAGACGGAUCGUGGGGCGUGAAGGAGCGUGACGGUACCUUCACCGGCAUGGUGGGCCAGGUGUACAGACAGGUACUGACUGUCUGUCUAUCUGUCUGUCUAUGUGUUUAUUUGUCUGUUUCUCAUGUGGAUGUUAAAAUAUGUGCAUACUGGGGAGAGGUUAUUCAGUGGGAGAGAUAAAAGAGGAAUGAUAAUGUAGAUAACAGUGGGGAAACGUAAGACAACUAAACAAGAGGACGAUUUUCUUCUCUCAGUGACUGUGUGUUCUCGCAGGAAGUGGAAGUCGGCCUGGGACCCUUCGCCUUGAACGCUCCCCGACUAGAGGCCGUUGACUUCAUAUGGCCAAUUUCCCUCAUGCCCAUUAAGGUGUUCGCCGGUCUAGGGAGUGUCGAGGUGGACCCGUGGGGAUUUGUGCUGCCCUUCGGUCUGUGGGUGUGGGUGGCGCUUCUCGCUUUCCUUUUGUUGCUCUCCGUCGGCUCUUGCUUUCUCUCCUUCAGGUUUUCAGAGAAAGAUUUUAGCGACGAAGGCUUUGCUUUUGUCAGCAUUACGCUUCGCCAGUGUGAGUAAUGCUACACUAAUGUAUUAAUAACACAUGUCGACUGAUCGUGUUCUGUGUUGCAAUGCAUGAUAUCCUUGAGUUAGUGGAUGAGCCUCCUUAUCCAACUCAUGAUUAUCUGUUGUGAUCUACCAUGAAUAUUACAGCCAUAUUGGAAGACACAUAUCACACUGGAUUAAUGCGUGUAUGUCAGUGUUGUAUGCUGCCCUUUACCUGAUACGGCUUGUUUCGGUCCGGCAGCCGUGUGGGUGGAUGAGGGCGGGUGGUGGUGGCAGCGCGUGGUGCUGGGCCUGUGGAUGCUGAUGACCAUGGUGCUGACGCGGAGCUAUGAGGGCAACCUUAUGUCGCUGCUGGCAGUGAGACACCUGCCCCAGCCCUACCAGACCCUCAGGGACGUGGUAGACGACCCCUCGGUGGUCAUGGUCUGGGAAAAGCAAGGGGCACCCAUUCAAGCUGUCAUAGUGCGUGAAUUAGCCAUACAAAAAAAACAAAAACCUUCAAUAAGCACAGAUUCUUCCCUGCAUGUGGCGUGACUUAAUGUAUUUUUCGGUUUACAUUAUAAUUCAGA